Molecule: messenger RNA, 4320 nt
Organism: Dreissena polymorpha
Lineage: Eukaryota; Metazoa; Mollusca; Bivalvia; Myida; Dreissenidae
Exons: 3
Coding region: 393-1808 (471 amino acids)
Source: RefSeq, a predicted model, not a curated record
AGAGAACCGUACUUAGGUCGUUGAAACUCGACACUAUUUCUUUACAAUUCUUAAAAUUUGAUCUGAAUUCGUGUGCUUACAACUACCGGCAAGUAGAACUCAGGAAAAUAAUCGAUAAGCUAUUAGCUAUUAAGUAACCGGUCAUGAAAAAGUGUAUUGGUAUACUUCAGGUUGAAUAUAACAAGUUAACAUACGCUUAAGUGUCAUUGAAACUAUGUGCUGUAUUCGAUAUUUCGAUUUAAAUGCUUGGUUAAUAGUGUGGAGAUCAGGUGAAUCACGGUUAAAUUGAGGCAUUCUUGUGUUCGGUGUAGUAUUGAAUCAAUUUUAAAUGUAGGUUUGCAUAUGAAGACGUUUUAAACGUGUGUUAGCAGUGAAACUAGGGCUCUGUAUAGAUGGCUGAUGAAAGCAUCCCGCGUGAUGUACCAGGAGGGGUCCCUAGACAGGGCAGUGUGUCCAGCAGUCACGUUCAGUUUCAAGGAGAACUUGCCUCUGCAGAGACAUGUACAGUGAUGAAUUUUCUGGGCUAUGGACCUUACAUCCGACAGGCACGGAGAGACGCCUACAAAGAGUGUGGAAGGCUAUUAACUGCUCAAAGUCGUGAUGGGUCAACGUGGAUCAUCGCGGGUAGCAAGGCUGAGGGUCUUACAAGCUACCUUGAGAGCGAUAGAGACUAUAUUAGUGUUGUAAAAGGUGUCAUCUGUUUAGAAGAAGGUGUUGAUUCAAGUACCAUUCCUGGGGAGACAAACAUAUUGAGAUCAUGCAGUCGUUUGAGUUACCCCGGACAUUGUCGAUUGCUACUAGAGAGAUUCGGUACAACGGCCUCUAUUCAAUUCACCGAAGCCUUGUGUGAUGAUGGAUAUGGUCGCCUCUUUUUGAGCAGUGACUUAUAUGUUAAUGCGUGUUCGGACGUUAAACAUACGGAAGACGUAGUAGUACACGAGCGUGCGGGACCGUCCACGCCUAGUACACUUGCAAAAGAUUUGCACACAGAUUUAGUGCAUGCACUACAUUUUUACUGUCCCGGCAUCGUAACAAGAUGGGCGACACGACAUCGCAACUGGCCAACACCUAACGUUGUCCAGGAGGUUGUAUCACUUGGGGCACUUGUAACUCCCGUUGGAAUGAAAGGCAGUGAUUAUGAACAUGUUGAAUGGAGGAUGUGUUUUAACACAGCCGAAAGCGUACUGGUACAAAAUCUUAACGACACCCAAGUGAAACUGUAUGUUUUAUUAAAAAUGGUAAAAAAAGAUGUAUUAAAACCACGUAAGAAAGAGUUUACAUCGUUCACGAUGAAAAACAUUGUAUUAUGGAUAGCAGAAAAUAACCAACAGUUAUUGUUUCAUGAAAGAAGCCUGAUUCAUUGGCUGCAUGAAGGAUUGGAUGCGCUAAGAGUUGCUAUAGAUAAGAGAGAGCUGCCCUAUUACAUAAUUCCAGAGCGCAAUCUGAUGGCAGCCUGUGAUCUGGAUAAUGAACAGCAGCGUGCUUGGAUAGCGACAAUUAAUGAACUGAUUGAAGAAGGUCCAAGAAUCAUAUUGAGACUUCCGAAAAUACGACGAGCUAUUAUCGCUCAUCCUGAGCCACUACGAUGGCACAGCGGGAUGAAAAUAGAGAUGGAGAUGCUGGAGCUGAUAAAAAUGUACAGAGCUGCCUUGGGCGUGGAUAUGGAGACAGAUAUUAUUUAUCAGGUAGCAAAACGACGUCAGCAUGAGAUUGCGAGUGAGGUUAACCUAGAAUGGAUUAUGGACUGGAGAUCCACGGGGGAUCUAGUAAUUGAUCUAAAUUAUGCAUAUACUAGUCUGUUGAUGUAAAGCGAAAAUAUUGACAAUUUGACUUGCAAAUUUAACACUAAUAAAUAGGCGAGUUUCCGUCUGUAGCGAUAGAUCGUGGGCCCGUCGGACAUGUCCGACAAAAAUGUCAAAAGGCCGGAGUUGACCUUUAAGAUCGUCGGACUAAAUGACUAUCAAAUAAAUUUAUCCCUCUUGACCUUUUCACAAAUAAAUUAUUUUGCGUUACCAAUUCCAAUGACCUGGGUAUCUCCGAUAAUGUUUCUCCAAAGUUCGUAACAUACGUUAGUGCACUACACUGCAUAAUCAAUAAAUUGAGAUAAUGAUUUUAAAGGUGAACUUUACCGGUCAGCCAAUGAGUAAGUGUAUGCAAAAGAACGAGUUGAUAAUGCUCUUUCAAUGUGUAAAUGUGUAUUCAUAUCUAGGCAAACAUCACACUUUGUUGAUAUACAAUGUAUACUUACUAGUGUCCAUUAAUAGAGGAGGUAUGCACAUUGAUAUAUAGAUGUUUCAUUUUCUUACUAGGGCUUAGGUAAAAGUGGACGUAAACAAGAAAUUGUGAACAUUAUUUUCUCUGUGUUGAUAUUACAUAUAUGGAUGUUCUUGUUUCCUAUUAAUUAAUAAGUCAGGUGGAAUGUUUAAUUGUUUUAUAACCAUGGAUUACACUGGACUGUCGUUGCAAAAUAUCCGUAUAAACUUGUAACAGUGUUUUAGUAUUCCCCAUUGUACAAAAACAGACAAAAUGUAUAUUUGAUACUGAUUUAAAACUUUGCUACCAAUUUCCGAUAAAAGAAUGUGCAUGGCCUUCCAUGGCCUAAUAAUUCACCGCGUUAAUGUACGAUUUGUAACCCAGUGAGCAUAACGUACAUGUGGAUGCUUAAUAUGUAUCUCGAUAAUCCUUGAUAGUAUGUUCGUAAAGGUAUUUAGUCUAUAUGUCUGCUUUAUUAUAUUUCAACCUGUAAUGCUAAUGUCGCAGUAUGAUUUCAUUAUUGUAAGUGCUGCAUGUAUUGUUAAAACUAUUAUAUUAGUUUAGUUUUUGUUGAAACUAUGUGCAAAACAAUAAUGUUUUCGUUGUUCAUGAUACGUAUUUAAUACCUUUAGGUAUCUGUCUAGGAAAUGCGCAACAUCAUGCGAACAUAACAUGGGUCUUAUGAUUUAUAACGCCAACGUAUCUUCUGACAAGCAUGUGCAUUAGUGCCGUUUGUUCAGGAGCUACCCUGUCCGCUACUAAGACCGCAAAACCUUUACGGCGGAUACCGUAUCUUGUGACAAGAGUGCACCACGGAGAUAAGCUAGCCAUAUGGCAUUGAACCUAUGUUUGCAUGAAUCCGACCAUAUUUUGUUUCAUUAAAUAACAAACGUGGUGCAGUUAUUGCGUACUUGUUAGAUUGUCUUAUGCAAAUUUGCGUUUAAUUUACUGCUACAGUUAGUCUCGAUUUGAUUGUUACGCAUUUUAUUUGACAUGUAUUCGUUCGUUAGAUUGCACAUUUUUUCAUAACUCAUCAUUAGUAUGUAUGUCUUUUUCGUGAGGUUUUGUUUUAUUUCAAUUUAGUGAAAAGCUACAAGUUGUACCCUAAAGAAGAUAUCUUUGUCAUUGUGCAUUGUUUGCCGAUUUUGUCAAGUUUUACACCUUACCUCAAGGGAAACAAAAGUUGCGUGUAUCGCGUGUCUGUUUGACGGCAAAUUUGGUUUAGGUGUUUAUGAUUAAAGGGUGGAGUUUUCAAUACUUUCAGGUGAAACCAACACUAUGAUGUCAAAUUGUUUGCAAAUAUGCGUCGACGCACUCAACAUGAUUUAGUUUAUUUAACACAAUUUAAUUGCACAUUUUACAGUUCGCAAUUAUACUUGUAUUAUUGAAUGUAUGAAUGUGUUACAUUAAACGUUUUUUCAUCAUGAGACAUUAAUCCAAUAAGUACAAUUUAUAUGCAGCUCUUUAUUUGCUCUUUUACCAUGUAGUCGACAAUACAUAUGUUCACUCGCAAUAAUUUUAAUUGAUCUCAUUAAGUGCAAGAAAAAGAUUUAAUAAAGUUAAUCACCAUACCGUUUAUUAAUAUUGUAUUGAUAAACCGAUUCGCGUAAAAUUGAUUUAUACAGUCGGAAAGUUAAAGAGCAAUAAAAAUCCGUCGCAUAACCCAUGGUAAGGCAUGUCAUCGUAAUCAUAAUUAUAUAAAACUGAGUAUGUUAUGACGAAAUUACAUAGACAUUGUAAAAACAUUCCUCAUAAACAAUCUUCAUCCGCAGCACAUACCGUAGAAAAACAAAGUUCGUGUUAAGUGUAAGAGAUGUAUUUAUUGGUUUCGGAAGUUUAUUUUUGGAUUCUAACUUUUUGUAUAGUAUUAUAAACAGCUUCAUGCAUUUGAUAUUUUUUCUUUUAUAUAGUUGUAAAAACUCAGACAUGUUAAACAGACGCAAAUGAGAGUGAUAACAAUGUGCAACUAAUUGAUAAAUACACAUGAAUUUGCAUUAUUUUUUGUUAGUUGUUUAUGCCUUUUUGUGUAGAGUAAUUUUGAGGAAGCGUUCUAUAUCAAAAACGUAU